UGCGCGGAGGCGUCGGCGUCGUCGUCCGGGGACAGCCCGGGGGUUGAGGUGCGCCCGGAUGGCGGCGGGCGGCGGCGGCGGCGGCGGGAGCUCCGCGUCCGGGUCCAGGAAGCCGGGCUCCCCGCGGGACUCGGAGUCGGAGGUGUGGUCCCGUCGCGUGCGGGAGCUGGUGAGCGCGGAGCCGGCCAGCCGCCUGUGCUUCGAGUGCGGGCAGCGCGGCGUCACCUACGUGGACAUCACCAUCGGCAGCUUCGUCUGCACCGCCUGCUCGGGAGCCCUCCGUGGCCUGAAUCCCCCUCACCGGGUGAAGUCCAUCUCCAUGACCACCUUCACGGAGGGCGAGGUCCAGUUCCUCCAGUCCCGGGGAAACGAAGCCUGCCGGAAGAUCUGGUUGGGGUCUUUCGACUCGCGGUCGUCUCUGCUGCCGGAUUCUCUGGACCCUCAGAAAGUGAAGGAGUUCCUGCAGGAGAAAUACGAGAAGAAGCGAUGGUACGUGUCUCCUGACCAAGGCAAAAGCCUGGCGGCUCCCAGUGCCCAGGCCUCUCCUGCAGGAGCCAAGAUGGGCGCCAAGACCCCCCAGGUGUCGGAGAAAGUGCCCCCACCAGCCGCCCAGCCGCCCAAGAAGGCCAGCACAGACCUCCUGGCAGACAUAGGGGGGGACCCCUUUGCAGCCCCCCCACCCAGGCCGGCCUUCUCGGCCUUUGGAGGCUCAGGAGUGGCUCAUCCCGCCUUCCCCGGCUUCGACGCCUUUGGGGGAGGCCCAGCAGGGGCGACUUUUGGGGACCCCUUGGCCUCCAGCCAGAGCCCUUUCCAGAGUCACCCCAUCACUGCAGGUGUCGCCCAGGCGGGGCCCUUCCCCGCCUCCCCUGCCAGCCAGCCCGGGGUGGGCAUCCCGAGCCUGGGCGGAGGCUUCCGCAUGGGAGCGGUGCCAAGCAGCGUCUUCGGACCCCUCGGCCAGGCCCCCGUCCUGCCCCCCUCCAGCCCCGCUGCGGUCUUUGGGGCGCCCACCUGCACCAACCCCUUCACCAGCCCAGCGGUCACCCAGCCCACGCUCCCCUCCACCAACCCCUUCCAGACCAACGGCUUCAGCCAAGGAUCCUUCCUGGUCGGCUCCCCCGGCAGCUUCUCCGGCCCCUUCGCCUCCCCCCUGCCCCAGGAGCCGCUCUUCUUCCCCACCCAGGGAGUGGUGGGCCAGCCGCACAACGGGGGGUCUCCCUUCGGAGCGAGGCCCCUGGGACCCCCUGCUGGCUACUCCACCAACCCUUUUGUGAACCCGAUGGCCGCAGCACCUUCGCCCCCCUUCGCCCAGGCAAAGCACCCCCCCACCAACCCCUUCUCCUAGCCCCCUUCGGCCUCCAGGGCGGACGGAGACCCCCGGGUGGGGGGGGGGCUCCCAUCUGCAUAGCACAGCAGAGACAGGGGUCCCGAGGGCAACCGGGGCCUGAGCAGAGGGCAGGAGGGGAGGGAGGGGGCAGCCGGGGCCAAAGACCCCUUUGGGAAGGACCAGAGGGGGUCCCACUGGAAUUAGCCCCUCCUCCUUCCUCCCCCCCCCCCCCCCGCACAGCACAGAGCCUGCAGAAAUCCCCUGAGGAGGGUCUGCAGCAGCCCCUCCCCCACCCGGGGCCUCCCAGCAGACCUUGCGAUGUAUCCCGUGGGGGGGACAGUGCAGUGGGCCUAAUCUGUGCCCCCUCUCCCCUCUUUGGCCUGUCCCCCGCCCCCCAGUGCCCACCAGGCACCCUCUGGUUAGCAGGGGGAGAAGGCCAGAGACCCCCUCAGCUGCCCCUCCUCGCUCUCGCUGCCUUCUUGCACUAAACCUGGGGGGGGGGUCGUCUGUCAGGGAUGCUUCAGUUAGUGAGCCUCAGUGAGGGUGGGGGGCUUUGUGUGCCCAACAGCCACGACCCCUGAGGGGACCCGAAAGAGAAGGAAGGGGGAACCGCACCCCCUCCCAGCACUGUGGAGACGCCUUGAAGCCCCCUCCCAUAAAUUUCCAAGGGGAGGGUCUCCUGUCAUGUGCCAUAUGGAGCCUUUUGAGCCCCCCCCCCUCAGCUUCCUUCUGCCUGGAUGUCCUCCCUCACCUGCCCCAUGGGGGACCGACUCUUUCCGGGGGGGGGACUCUCCCCCAGAGUCUGUCCCCCCCCCUCACAAAAUGCUGCCCUCCAAAGUCUUCCACCCCCCGACCCCCCUCCCUUGUCAAUCAGUGCCUGCUGAGUCAUGUCCACAAGUGACGACACUUCUGCUUUCGGAAGCCCCCCCCCUACCCCCCCCGUCCUGCUCUUAUCUGGGGGGGGGGAAAUCUGACACGGCUGAAUUUAAACUCCCCCUUCGCCCCCCCACAGCCCCCGAAUUGAGGGCAGAGAAUCUGCACUCCCUUCCGCCGCCCCCCCUGCCCCCCAUUGGAAGCAAAGCCACCGCCUGGGGGGGGGGGAGUCUCCGGAUGGCCAGGGGGCUGUGGGUGGGUGGGGGUGUCAUGGGCCCCUCCUUUGCACCUCAUUUCAGGGCUCUCCUUGGGGGAGGGGGAGGAGGGUCUGCUCACCGUGCUCAGUUUUUCUUUUUGGAACCCCCCCUCCAGCCCCCCCCCCCGUCCUUCCCCUCGCUGCCCCCCCUUCCCAAAGAAGACGAGUUUAUAUUUUGGAGAAAAAUAUGGACCUACGUUUUUAAAAGCUUGUAUCUUAUCUAUGCUCACCAAAUCUAUAUAUGUAUAGAGAGAGAGACGAGACGCGUUGCACUCAAAAUGUCUAUAAAAGAAUCUAUACGAGGAGAGAAAGUGGAUUUAA
Molecule: messenger RNA, 2774 nt
Organism: Thamnophis elegans (Western terrestrial garter snake)
Lineage: Eukaryota; Metazoa; Chordata; Lepidosauria; Squamata; Natricidae
Gene: AGFG2
Product: ArfGAP with FG repeats 2
Exons: 12
Coding region: 59-1342 (427 amino acids)
Molecular function (GO): GTPase activator activity
Source: RefSeq, a predicted model, not a curated record